Pestalotiopsis fici W106-1 is the source of this 936-nucleotide messenger RNA. RefSeq lists its product as uncharacterized. Gene Ontology annotation, biological process: L-methylmalonyl-CoA metabolic process. Gene Ontology annotation, molecular function: methylmalonyl-CoA epimerase activity. Bases 1 to 936 code for a protein of 311 amino acids. The record is from RefSeq and is a predicted model, not a curated record. Gene Ontology annotation, cellular component: mitochondrion. The transcript has 2 exons. Lineage: Eukaryota; Fungi; Ascomycota; Sordariomycetes; Amphisphaeriales; Sporocadaceae.
AUGGCCUCUACGCGACUCCCCGAGAUUCGAAACGACCCAUCAAAAAUCCAGCUUGAGAGGAUUUCUCACGUCUUGUUCGAUCACCCGGACCUCGACGUAUUUGACAAAUUUGCCUCGGACUUUGGCUUCAUCAAGGUCGAGCACAAUGAUGAAGACAUCGCUAUCUACCGCGGCUAUGGCAAGGACCAGUAUUGCUACGUGGCACACAAGUCGACGUCUGGAGAGCCGCAGUUCCGAGGCGCGGCGUUCCUCGCGCAGACACGGGCGGAUUUUGAUAAGGCAGCGGUCAUGGAUGGUGCAGAAGUCACGAGCCUUUCUCAUUUUCCGGGGGGCGGCCAGAGGGUCACCGUCCAGUCGCCAUCUGGGUUCCCCUUGCACAUUGUAUACGGCAAAUUCCAUCGUUUUCACUCGGGUCCUGCCCUUGUACACAAGCUCGGUCACUACGGAUUCGUCGUUGCAAACUGGGAUGAAGAAACCCGAUGGUACACGGGAAAAUUCAAUCUCGUCCCGUCUGAUGUGCAAUUCGAUCCCAGCAAUGAGGAUCUAGACGUGAUCACGUUCCUCCACUUAGACCUUGGACAGCGCUACACGGACCACCACACACUUUUCGUCUCCCGGGCGCAACCUGGAGAACAUGACCGGAUGCACCACACGUCCUACGAGGUCGAGGAUUUUGAUACGCAGAUUCUUGGGCAUGACUGGCUGGCUGACAAGGGCUACAAAAGCGUUUGGGGUGUGGGGAGGCAUAUACUGGGGUCGCAAAUUUUCGACUACUGGAGGGACACGAGCGGGUUCACAAUUGAGCACUACGCGGACGGCGAUGUUGUGAAUGCAGACACAGGAAUGCAGAGAAGCGUGGCAGGUCCAUUUGCAGUCUGGGGUCCGGAAAUGAACGGCACCAUGUCUGAAGAUGGCACCCGGCCCACUGCUGCUUAA